AUGGUGGCGGGUCACUUCGGAUUCAUCCAUUCUAGCUCUGCGGGCGGCAGAUUCCACCCCCGCAGAUUCAACCCAGCCCUCAGAGGCCAUGGUGCCACGUCCCAUUAUGACCACUCUACCCCCGGCCGAUCGACCCCCUCCCCGCCAAACCGCACCCAAGCCAUGGCCAACCACCGAUUCCUCGUUCACGAACACUACCCGAUCAACUUCACAGAUGAGGACAUUGAGUGCCCCGAGGGACAAUUCGUGCACCUCGCGUGUCCAGCGUCAAUCCGCAAGUGUGCCCACUGUAACAACCACGAGCAUCAUCCGGGGGAAAUUGUCAUCGCUUUCGACGGAGCUUGUUCGAACAAUGGGAAGGGCGAGGCUAUUGCAUCCUACGGUGUCUACCUUGGACGGGAAAACCCGAUCAACAAGAGUGUUACUUUGCGUGGGGACCGCCACACCUUGCAGGUUGCCGAGCUCGCGGGCUGCCUCAACGCCAUGCGGAUGGCAGUUGCGGUGAAGAUGACCAGCCCCUUGCGUGACGUGCUGCGUACUGUCACUAUUAAGUCCCACUCCUCCUACGUUGUGGAUGGACUGACCGAGCACCUCCGUGGCUGGAAGGAGAAGGGAUGGAAGACUGCCAAAGGGUCACCGGUUGCGAACAUUGAUCACUGGAAACGCCUGGAACAACAGAUCGAGUUUCUUGAGGCUGGGGGUGUCACGGUUAGGUUCUGGCUUGUGCCGAAGGAGAUGAACCAGCAGGCUGAAAUCUUAGCCAAGCUCGCUCAGCCGGAGUGA
Aspergillus mulundensis is the source of this 783-nucleotide messenger RNA. RefSeq lists its product as uncharacterized. The coding region runs from base 1 to 783 and encodes 260 amino acids. The transcript is spliced from 2 exons. Gene Ontology annotation, molecular function: RNA-DNA hybrid ribonuclease activity; nucleic acid binding. NCBI's taxonomy places the organism in Eukaryota, Fungi, Ascomycota, Eurotiomycetes, Eurotiales, Aspergillaceae. The record is from RefSeq and is a predicted model, not a curated record. Gene Ontology annotation, biological process: DNA replication, removal of RNA primer.